UGUGGGCCCGUGGAGGAAUCAUGGCGGCCGACGGGGAAGGAAGCGGAGAGGCCGCGGCCUCCUGAGGGAAGGAAGGGAGCCAUGUACGCGGGGGGCUCGCCCUCGGCGCCUCCGCCCCCGCCGCUCCCGUCGCCCCCUCGGCGGGACUUCACUGCGGUCACUCUCGGCGGGUACAACAACGGCAAGGCCUGGCGGAGGCGCUCCUGCUGGAGGAAAUGGAAGCAGCUGUCCCGGCUCCAGCGGAACGUGAUCCUCUUCUCCUUCGCCUUCUUGGCCGUUUGCGGAGUUAUUACUUAUGCCAACAUGGCUGAAGCAUGGAAAAGCAUGGCCAGCAGGUCUUUGGAAGAACCGAAAGCGGACCUGGAGAUCCCCGGGUUGAAUCCAGCGAAUCAGGCAAUCCUCCCCAUUCCGCAGAAAGCUGACGCCAGUCUUGGAGAGGUCUCCCUUCAAAAACCUCCGAAGCUGCCUCCUGCUCGGCGAGGGCCCCCUAACCUCCAGAUCAGGCCGCCCCGCAGGGAGACGAGGGAGAAGACGGCGGAAGAGGCACCCAGGGUUGAAGAGGAGCCUGCGCAAGCAGAGAGAGAGCACAAAACAGAGAAGUCGGUCAUCAGCUGGAGAGGAGCUGUGAUUGAGCCUGAUCAGGGCACAGAGCUUCCUUCCAGUAAAAUUAAAGAACUGGACAAACCCUCCCCGAUGGAAGCCGAAGACCAAAAGGAGCCAGUUCCCCUCAAUGAGCGCCAGCUGGCCGUGAUCGAGGCCUUCCGCCAUGCCUGGAAGGGCUACAAAGAGUUUGCCUGGGGCCACGACGAGCUCAAGCCCAUCUCAAAGUCCUUCAACGAAUGGUUUGGCCUUGGACUGACCCUCAUCGACGCCUUGGACACCAUGUGGAUCAUGGACUUAAAGGAAGAGUUUGCCGAGGCCCGGCAGUGGGUCGCCACCGAACUCCGGUUUGAUAAGAAUGUGGACGUCAACCUAUUUGAGAGCGCCAUUCGGAUCUUGGGUGGCUUGCUGAGCACUUAUCACCUGUCUGGCGACAGCCUCUUCCUGGAAAAAGCGAAAGACAUUGGGAGCAGGCUCAUGCCGGCCUUCAACACCCCAUCCAAGAUCCCCUUCUCGGAUGUCAACAUUGGCCGGGGCACAGCCCACCCGCCCCGCUGGACCUCGGACAGCACUGUGGCUGAAGUCACCAGCAUCCAGCUGGAGUUUCGGGAGCUCUCCCGUCUCACUGGGGAGGAGAAAUACCAGAAAGCUGUGGAUGGGGUGAUGGCGCAUGUCCACACUCUUGCUGGCAAGAACGACGGGCUGGUGCCCAUGUUCAUCAACACCAACACUGGGCAGUUCACCCACCUGGGGGUCUACACGCUGGGGGCUCGGGCGGACAGCUACUAUGAGUACCUGCUCAAGCAGUGGAUCCAGGGAGGCAAGAAGGAGAACACGCUUUUGGAAGAUUACGUUAAAGGCAUCGAGGGGGUGAAAGCGCACCUUCUCCGGAAGUCCCAGCCCAAGAGACUGACUUUUGUCGGGGAGCUCGCCCAUGGACGCUUCAGUGCCAAAAUGGAUCACCUGGUUUGCUUCCUGCCCGGGGCCCUGGCUCUGGGGGCCCACAACGGCCUCCCUGCGGACCACAUGACCCUGGCGGCAGAGCUGGCGGAGACCUGCUACCAGAUGUACGCCCAGGUGGAGACCGGCCUGAGCCCAGAGAUCGUCCACUUCAACCUGCACGCCCAGAAGGACCGGAAAGACGUAGAGAUCAAGGCAGCCGACAGGCACAACCUUCUGCGCCCAGAGACGGUGGAGAGCCUUUUCUAUCUCUACCGAUUCACCGGUGACAAGAAGUACCAGGACUGGGGCUGGGAGAUCCUGCAGAGCUUCAACAGAUACACACGGGUCCCCACGGGCGGCUACACCUCCAUCAACAACGUCCAGAACCCCAGCAACCCCGAGCCGAAGGACAAGAUGGAGAGCUUCUUCCUGGGGGAGACACUCAAGUACUUCUUCCUGCUCUUCUCGGACGACGUGAACCUGAUCAACCUCGACAAGUACGUCUUCAACACGGAGGCUCACCCGCUCCCCAUCUGGCCCUCGGCAUAAAGGAUCCGCGGAAGUCUUGGCUGCGUCCCCCGCUUGUUGGGGUCGGAAGGGAGGUGUGCAGAGCGGCACAGGUUCCCUUCUUGCCAAGGGAUGUGUUUGAAGGAAGGGAAUGUUUGGAUCGUGGAGGUGGCGCUCAGGCACAAACGCUCUCUUUCUCAUGCACACAGUCACUACCGCACUUGUGUCUUAUCUCCCUGUUGUGUCCUGGGAUGAAGAGAUUUUUGGAAAUGUUGACUCUGUGAGGUGGUCCAUCUUGAGAAAUCCCUCCCGAAACCAUUCGGACGGAUGAGCCUUUACAGGUGGAGGAAAAAGGGAUAUGGGCUGUGGCCAAUUCUCCUGUAUCAUUCCAAGCCCUGAGGCUGGUGCUCUCGGUUGAAUAGCAGCACCACAUUUUACCUUUCCAGCCGUAUUGACCCUUGGCAAAAUGGGGAAAGGUUGCUGGUUUGGGUGGAGAGCGGAGCACGGGCCGAGGGUGUGUCUGCUCCUGCCACUUAACCGAAUCUGCAGAAAUGCAGAACGAUAAUGUGAAAAACUACAUCUGUAAACAGAGGGAAAGGAGGGAGGGGGAAAUAUCCACAUGGGGAUUUAUAUACACAGAUAUAUAGAUACAGAUAUAAUAUAAAUGAUGUUUUGGCUCAGGUA
Molecule: messenger RNA, 2733 nt
Organism: Anolis sagrei ordinatus
Lineage: Eukaryota; Metazoa; Chordata; Lepidosauria; Squamata; Anolidae
Gene: MAN1B1
Product: mannosidase alpha class 1B member 1
Biological process (GO): carbohydrate metabolic process; mannose trimming involved in glycoprotein ERAD pathway
Cellular component (GO): membrane; endoplasmic reticulum
Molecular function (GO): calcium ion binding; mannosyl-oligosaccharide 1,2-alpha-mannosidase activity
Source: RefSeq, a predicted model, not a curated record